Molecule: messenger RNA, 2511 nt
Organism: Plectropomus leopardus (leopard coralgrouper)
Lineage: Eukaryota; Metazoa; Chordata; Actinopteri; Perciformes; Serranidae
Molecular function (GO): protein binding
Source: RefSeq, a predicted model, not a curated record
AAAGGCCGACACGCUAUCGACAGACAACAGCUGGGUCUUAUCUCACUUCCUGUCACAGCGGCCGUCAGUCAAACCUCAGCAGGAACCAUGCCAGUGUCUCAGUGUCUCAGUUUGUCCUCUCAGACUCAGACUUGGUCUUUGACGAACUGAAAGUCUUCUUCGGUAUGCAACUCUUCCUCGUCCUCUUCCUCCUGUCCCCCCAUGUUGCCAUGGUUACAGCGUGGGCCGACUGCACCAGGGACAGGGACAAGGACCACCGUACAAGAGAGGACUGCACAGCCCUAGGCUUCAGAGACGUCCCAGCGGGAUUCGAACCCACAACACAGGUUAUGUUGUUUCCGAAAAACCUGUUCUCCAGUCUGUCCUGGUACUCCUUCAAGAUCUUCACAGAGAUCUACGAAAUCGACCUUUCAGGCAACAAGAUUGCAGAGGUGACCCCCAGCGUUACUCCGAUCCUGCCCACCCUCAGUGUCCUCCGGCUGGGGUCAAAUCAACUGACGUCCCUCUCUGAUGGCUCCUUCUCUGCCUGUCCUGCUCUGACUGAACUCUACCUGGACAACAAUGCCUUGAACUCUCUGAGCGACCACACCUUCUCUGGACUCAGCAAGCUGGAGAUCCUGGACUUGUCAUCUAAUCAUAUUAGGGUGCUCCCUGGGCUCAUGCUCCACCCCCUCUCUGUCAUAGAAACCAUCUACCUGGAAAACAACAAGAUCAUGGUGAUGCCCGAUGAUUGGUUCAGCCCGAAAACGGAGGUGCCGUACCUCUUCCUCUCAGUCAAUCCCUGGGCCUGCUCCUGUGCCCUUGGUUAUUUGCGCAGAUAUCUUGAAGACUACGAAUUCAACGUCUAUGUCCGAGAUGGCAAAAUUAUCAUCAGCGACGGGGAGAGUGUGGUGUGUGACUCUCCACAGCGGCAUAAGAGUAAACCUUUACUGAGUCUGGAAGAGUCUGAUCUGUGUUCUACUGCGACAGAAUCAAAUCCAACCGGAGACAAUGACAUGCAAAUUACUCAUUACCGCACAGUUGCUGCUACUAUCCCAGAUACUACUCCUGCUCCUACCACUGUUCCUCCUGCUCCUACCACUGUUCCUCCUGCUCCUACCACUGUUCCUCCUGCUCCUACCACUGUUCCUCCUGUUCCUCCUGCUCCUACCACUGUUCCUCCCAUUCAUACCACUGUUCCUACUGCUACUACUUCUGCGACUGUUUUGCCACUGUUUGAUUGGACUACCUUCACCCCUGGUCCUACUGUCAGACCUCCAACCAAAAGUCCUGCUAACAAGACAUCAACAAAAUCCCGAUCUGUUCCUUCAAUUCCAUUAACAACACCAAAAAUCCGAGUACUCACAACAACUUCCGCCAACAUGGCAGCCAUCAUGUUGACCCCUGCCAGCGGUCGGAUCAGUGCCGUCAGAGGUGCAGGGGUGUUCUGUUUCUGGCUUUUCGUGGGGUGCCUGUUGCUGUGCGUGGUGUCGGCAGUGUGCGCAUUGGUUACUCUGGUGUGGUUGGUCCACUGGUACAGAAGGGUGUACAAGCCGCUGAGCAUGGCACUGGUGAAGAGGGGAGGAGGUGGUGAGGCUGUGAGAAUAUUGACAUAUAGCAGGGUGGAGGAGCAGGAGGUGGCAGGAGGAGGAGUGAUGGCGUGGUAUCGCUCUGUGCUGUUUGCCAACAGAGAGGAAGAAGAGGCUUUGAAGGGGGAUGAUGGAGGGAAGGAAGGUGAAGGAGGGACUGAAAGACUUCUUGUCACUUUGGAGCCGACAGGAGGAGGAGGAGGAGCAAUGGGAGAGGAGGAAGAAGACAAAAGUGGGACGGAGGAGAAGGGAGUGUUCAAGAAGACAAUGUACCGUCUUGUAAGCAAAGAGAAGGAGAUAGAGGGAUGGAGGGAUGUGAUGGAGGAGUGUCGGGUCUCUGCAGAAGGUGGAGGAGGAAGGAGGCGAGGAGAGGAGAGGAGUGGAGGAGAAGUUUCCAAAAAGUGCUACAGUGUAAUUCUGAGGGAGGAGAGGGAGGAGGCAGGGGGAGUUAAAGAGGAGCUGGACUGGGUGGUGGGGGGGUGGGAGGUGAAAACCGGAGGGGAGGAGCCCAGGAGCAGCUGGGGGGAGUGGCUGCAACACUACCAACCCAGCAUGCCCUGGGGUGUGACCACGCCUCCUGAGGGUGAGGCAGCUCAGUGAUGUCAUCAGUGUUUCGGAGCGGCAUCACAUACGUGAUCGGAUAAAUGUGAUGACCUCACUUCCUCUCUAUCCUCUGUAACUCGUUUCUUAUCCAGCGUUUCUUUCAUCAGAGUUUAUGUUUCCUAAUCUGAGACGUUUUCAGGGCGAAAGCAGCAUUAGGCAAGAAUCUGUGUUUUUAUGAAUUUGGCUCCCCUACAGUUUCAGAGUGGUACAACGCUCUUCAAACACGAAUAGUGCUGGCUGCAGAGGUGGGACCAAGUCUUUCACAUAACUAUCAUCCUCUUCAACCUACGUGUUCAUCAGAAUUUUAAUAACUCAUAUAAUAAAACAAAUGUGAAAUACA